CAUAGCCUUGAGGAAGUAACGAAUUCGUCAGGGGUCAACAGUACGAGAAAAUGAAAAUGAAAAUGAAAAAAAUAAUAGAGAAACGUAUGGUCUUGACUUUGUAUGGAGAAGGGGCUACUUGACUUGGAAAUAAAGGGAUGUGUGGGCUCAAGACAACAAAGUACAGGCGAGCAUUAAUUGAAGGGCAGGGGAAGUCCGGUCAAAGGAAGACAGGCUUGAAAAAGGCGAAAGCAGCCCCAUACCACCGGCGAUUCCAAACGACCUCACCGGGCCUCUCGGUGGGCUGACCGUCCCACGUCGUCGUCGGGCGAGGGAAAGUUCACAACACGACAAUCAAGGCGCAUACGGCGACCGGCGGUCACCCACAUUUCAGGAGGACCCCGCCGUACCGGAGUCCGGGCCAAUCCGGCACCGCCCCGCCCGGGCCGGUCAUUCCCCCGUGCCGGUUGUCGUGGUGAGAGGGGAGUUUAUUUUCGUUGUCACCUGCCCCGCGGCCCGGGGUAUGCGGGGCCUUUCCGCUGUUGCUGCCCGGCUGCUCGUGCCCGGAUUACACCCCCCGCUCCGCCCCCCCGCCCACAUGUAUAAGACGAGACUGGCGGGAUCAGUGGAAGCAUCUGACACUCCUCGUCGCAUUUAUCUCCUCCUCUUCCCCCCUCUCCCACUGCGUUUCCUCUCGUCCUUCAUUCAUUCGUUCUGCCACUUUGUUGGUCCGUUCUCCAUAUCCCCCGCAUUCCGUCGAUCAUCCAAGAAACUGCCUACGCCUAGAAGCAAGUUUCUUGUUCUCAUCCUCGUCCUCAUCCUCGCCUCCUGCUCCUGCCCACACGCUCUGUCAGCGAAGAAGCAUCGGUGUCUCCCUGUGUCGGAUUUCGCCACCCGCCUCGGCAUUUGCACGAAGGUUCAAAUUCGGCAGAGGUGGUCGUCGAUUGGAUGCGUGAGGUUCGGCCUAUUGGACAUGCUGAAUGAGUCGUUCUGAGGAACCUUCUUGCGCAGAGCGAUUGACUGCCUCCGUCAGCUUGGGAGCUGAAGCUGGUGUUGGUGUGGGUGUUAGUGUUAGUGCGGGUAGAGUCGAGUGAGACGGAUCGGUUGGAGGAGUGCGGGCAUAUAUUGUAGCCGGCUCGGUGGAGACACAUUGUGAUUCAUGCAGUUAUUGGACUCGUUGAAGAAGAAGGCCAAGGCAAUGGGGAACACCGUCGGGAGCAACAGGAAGGGUGCCAAACAGGUGGUGACCGUGUUGCAGGCAGAUGGGCGCGUGCUGGAGUUUCCGCGACCUAUUCGGGUGGCGGAUCUGCUCUACGACCAUCCGAACCAUUUCGUGUGCCAUUCGAGUGCGCUGGUGCUCAUGCAGCAGGGCAAAAUGUUGCCUCAGAACACUCUUCUGAAUCGCGGGCACGUCUACUUUCUCCUCCCCCAUCCCAGCGCAUCGCCAGCAGUCGUCGAAAGCGCCCCUCUUUUGGUGCCCGAGGGUGUCAAACCCGCCAAAACCAUGAAGUUUGUCAUCUCCAAGCAGCAGCUGGCCAAAAUCCUGGCCGAAGGCAACAUCAAGGUGGUGACCAAGGACCCUGAACCUGCUUCUCGCACGCAGGUCGAUUGCAGUCAGAGGUCAUCGCACGUCCGAGUUUUACAUCACCCCGCUCCGACACUCGUGAAAAGACCUGGGACCUGGACUCCAGGCCUCGACAGCAUUUCCGAAGUGCCAGUUAUGUGAACAAUGCCACGAACAUCAGACGACAGAUACUCGCAUCAUAACGUCACCUUCAACCUAAGAACAGCAUCAACGGAGGCAGCUUGUCCGAGGCGUGUACCAUAAAGGCUUAACACAGUAUCGCCCGACAUGCUGCAUGCCGAGUGGAGGCCUUCAAACUCAAGAUUUCGAAGCCUUGGCCUCCUCGAUUUGUACACACGAAACCAAUCGGCGUCGCAACAUCUCCAAGUUGCCGAACGACCUUUAUGGCUUUAAAUGAGAAAUGGAGAAUUUUCCGGAUAGUAUUAGUCAAUACUUCACAUGCCUGUAAAGCAUACGCACGAACUGCUGUGGAUCACCACGAUGGCCCACAUUUAGUUAUCUGACGGUGUCAAUACGCAUAAUUAGUCACAGUUUGAAUACUUGAGGAAUAGUUAAAGGUCGGCGAAUUGGGGAUGGAACGGGUGUUUCCACUCCACCGCCAUGUUUAUACUUUGUAUAUCAAUGCACAUACACAUAAAUGAAAUUGUUCAAUCGAAUUUCUUGUUCGUCUCAUGGAUCUGGUCGUUCCUCUGCUUUCCUCUCUAGGAUCUCUGUGGAGUAGGGAAGCCGUCAAAGUUCUCUUCCCGUUGUUUCAUUUUUGUGUCGGUAGGCGAAGUGGAUACUCACCUUAAGAAACGACCUUCGCCUGAGGAAUCACACUGCGCAAUCUUGGCAUUGAGCUUCUUGAAACCUGGUCCUCGAUGAGCAACAUCGAGUGCGGAAGCAGU
Molecule: messenger RNA, 2451 nt
Organism: Marchantia polymorpha subsp. ruderalis
Lineage: Eukaryota; Viridiplantae; Streptophyta; Marchantiopsida; Marchantiales; Marchantiaceae
Source: the annotation of a GenBank genome assembly